Aureobasidium musti is the source of this 804-nucleotide messenger RNA. Lineage: Eukaryota; Fungi; Ascomycota; Dothideomycetes; Dothideales; Saccotheciaceae. The record is from the annotation of a GenBank genome assembly.
AUGGUCAAGAUUGCCAACCUUGGAAGCAGCUUCUCCGCCGGCCCUGGCAUUCCUCCCCAGAUAAACACUGCAGCCAGUCGUUCCGGCGCAAAUUUUGCACACCUACUGGCCAAACGUCUGAACGCAGAAUUGACAGAUCUGAGUGUGUCUGGAGCUACACUUUUAAACAUAAUAGACACACCCCAAGUCGCCAACGGUCAGACAUUUCAACCUCAAAUCCAAGGUGUUCCCGAGGAUGCCGAUAUUGUACUUGUACUGGGUGGCGGCAACGAUAUGUCCUAUGUUGGAGGCUUGUUCAUGGAACAUUCGUGGAUGAUGACAGCAUUAUCUCUGGUCAAUCGUGUUAAGGGCGUCUCACCACCAAGUAUGCCGAAACCUGCCGAUGAAGAAGAGGUCGUAAGACGAUUCGGAAAAGUCCUUGAUGCUGUACACGCCAAAGCUCCCAAAGCACGCGUCAUCGUCAUCGAGUACUUGACACUACUGGGACCUGAUAUCAAGCCCGGGGUUGACGUUCCCUUUGAUGCCGAGAGAUUGAAGCACCAUCAAGCAAUUGCAGCCAAGCUGCAGAGUGCCACUACCAAGGCCGUCGAGUCUCGAUCAGACUGGUGUGAGCGGGUACCAAUGGCUGAAUUAAGUCAAGACCAUGCGAUCGGCAGUGCAGAGCCAUGGGUAUUCGGAUGUACCGCUAUGGAGCAGUUGGCGGGCAAAACCUGGUAUCACCCCAACGGCCAAGGCAUGAAAGCUGUUGCCGAAGUCUUGUACGAACGCAUCAAGAAGAAUCGAAGUGGUCUGAGUAAAAUCUAG